UACUUCUACUCGAAUUAAGCUAAACCAAUAUAUGUUAAUCAUAAAUCAUGGAAUUAAGCAAGCAUAUAGGUUUUCAGGUUGAAAAUGAUAUUAGUUUGUGGGAGACAGUCGUUAGAGCCAAGGCAAUAUUCACUCUUUUAGUAUUGGCGGGAUAUUUAUUCUUCUACCACUUCAUAUCAAUCUUCUGCUCCAUGAUUCACUAUGCCUUUCCAGAGACAUCAGAUGAAAUAAAAAGAAUAUUUGCUUCCAGCUUUUGGAACUUGUGUAUUUACUGUUUAACGCUUAAUGACUUCCAAUUUAAAGUUUCUGGUGAUGAAUUAGACCCCGAUUCAGCAAUACUUCUAAGUAAUCAUUUAUCAUUAGCGGAUCAUUUCGUAAUGGCUUAUUUAGCAAAUUACUCUAUAAAGAAAACAAAUUCAACAAAUUUAGAGAAUAGAAUUAGGUUACCAAGGAUUAAUUUCUUUUCGUGGUUUACUAUUUGGCGGCUUCCAACAUUACGAAUAUUCUUCAAUAUGGCAAAGUGUGAUGAGAAUUGGGAGCUUGAUGAAUCUAUUCUUGAGGUUGUAUUUUCUGAAGUUUUACAUAGUAAGACUCCUGAAUGGUUGGUUUUAUUCCCAGAAGUGAAUAUAUUAACUGAAGGAAACCUUUUGUUACAAAAACAACAAAGUGAAAGAUUAUGUUUACCUGUACUCAACAACUUACUAUAUCCAAGAUUUUCAGGAAUUUUUAACGUGGUUACGGCAAUUAACAAGAAGAAUAGUUUUAAAUUUACUAAGAUUUAUGACAUAACCAUAUUGUACCAAAGAGAAGGUUGUGUAGAGAACAUAUUUAGAGCACCAACAUUGGUCGAAACUUUUGCUUCAUCAUCUUCACCCAUCACUGUUCAUAUCAUUGUUAAGGCAAGGUUUCUAUCAAGAUUACCCUCCAAACGAGCAAAGCUAGAAAGAUACAUUGAACAUGCAUGGAUUGACAAAGAUAAACAAUUGGCUCAAUUAAAAGAGAAACAAACAUUUGAAAUACAAAACUCACAGGCUACAAAGAAUUGCAAUUCUCCACUUUAUUCAGCAAUCUAAAUUAUAUAUUUU
This is a messenger RNA of Scheffersomyces coipomensis, 1085 nucleotides long. RefSeq lists its product as uncharacterized. The record is from RefSeq and is a predicted model, not a curated record. Gene Ontology annotation, cellular component: endomembrane system. Bases 48 to 1073 code for a protein of 341 amino acids. NCBI's taxonomy places the organism in Eukaryota, Fungi, Ascomycota, Pichiomycetes, Serinales, Debaryomycetaceae. The transcript is spliced from 2 exons. Gene Ontology annotation, molecular function: 1-acylglycerol-3-phosphate O-acyltransferase activity.